CGCGCUGAGAAUAUAUACAUAUAUCUAUUUGUUCACUCGCCCACCUACACACGUAUUUCUCCGCAUUGCGCAGACCUUACCGCGAGGUAAUAGCACUUGUCAGUUUGAACUAUUAUGGAAGAUGAAAACAAUGAACAUGGACUUGUUGACACUUGGGGCCUGUGGGAGGAGGCUUAUUACAAAAAACAAACUGGAGAAACAACAGUCACUCAAAUGAAUAAUUCAGCUGUAUGCUUGGAUGAUUCAGAAGAAAAUAGAGAAGAUUGCUUUUAUUCUGCUUAUUCGUAUGAGUCAGAUGGCAACGGUAAUUCGAAUGCAAACAUUAAAAGUGUCAUCAGAGGAUUGAAAAAUAAUAUUUUAAAACAAAAGCAAGAAAAUCAAUCCAAUUUAUGUAAUGACACCGAGUCAACCCAACAAGAAGCUCAAAUCAAUGACACUACUACGGAAGAAAAAGAGAAUACUAAUAAAAAAGAAGAGGAUAAAAAAGAAACAAAACCAGAAAAAAUGACCGAGUACACUCAGUACUUGGGUCUCAAGCCAUCGUCUAAACCUGAGUGUAAUAAUACUAAUGCGCUGGAAAUAGCAUCAACUUCAUUGGAUUCAAAUUUGAAUGAUCAAUUCAAUCAUUCUUCUGCAACAACUCCACCACAAGAAGUCACUAACGACGAUACUGAAUCACUUAUUCCUAGCGAUUACGAGGAUGGACCUAUUAUUAAUCCCAAAGAAGAAUCCAUUUCUGAUUUGGGAUCACCAAACUCUAACAUUUUUGAGGACGGUACUGCUUGUGAUUCAGAAUCUGUUGAUGAUUUUAAAGUAUCAGUUCCAGUUACGUCCAAGGUAGAGUCUAUUUCCGAUUCAGAACCAGUGCACAGGGAUGACUUUAAAGUAUCAACCCCAAUUACAUUCGAGGAUCGGUCUACAAGUGAUACAGAACAAGUUGAUGGCUUGGAAGAAUCAGCUCCAAUUAUGUCCAAGGAUGCUUCCGUUUGUGAUUCAACACCAAUACCUUCGGAUGACUUGCAAGUGCCACCAGCACCGGUCACAUCCGAGCUUGCGCCUAUACGUCAUUUUAAAAAAGAAAUUGUCGACGACAUCGAAUCACCACCUGCUAGUCCAUCCGAGAUUGGAUCUGUUAACAAUCCAAAGCUUGAACCCUGCGAUAGUCCUGAAGGGGAGGCAUCUGUUAGUAACUUUGAAAUGUCUACUCAUGCGCCCGAAGUUUUAUCUCCUGCUGGCUCUGAAGUUCAUGCAGAUGAUAGUUACACGAAAGCAUCUACUUAUAGCUCUAGGCCACGAUCUUCUAGUGGCUCUCCAUUUAAUGGAUUUGCCAGUGAAGAACAGUCUAUUAUAAACUCAGAACUAGCGUUCGCUAAUUUGUUUGAGUUACCUUCUACAAGUAAAACAGAUGCAUCUAGUAAUUUAGAUCAACAAGCUACGCAGAGAGUUAAUCAACAGUUAACUAGUAAAUUUGAUGGUUCCUCUGUUAGUAACGUUGAUCAACCGUCUAUCAGUGAUUUCAACCAGCCUUCUACUAGCAAUUGUAAACAAACUUUAGCAAGUGAUUUCGAUAGACCCUCUACCAGUAAACUUGACGAACCGUCUACUAGUAAAUUUGAUCAACCGUCUACUAGUAAACUUAAUCAACCAUCUACUAGUAAACUUAAGAAACCAUCUAGUAGUAAACUAAAAAAACCAUCUACUAGUAAAUUUAAUCAACCAUCUACUAGUAAACUUAAUGAACCAUCUACUAGUAAAUUUGAUCAACCAUCUACUAGUACUUCAGCUCAGUCUUCUAAAAGCUCUAAAAGCAAGCAACGUAAGCGUUCAGGUAGCAAAUCAUCACGCAAAUCAAAUUCUGAACAUCCCAAAAGCAACAAGAAAGUUUAUUUAUGCGCAGCAUGUGAUACUUAUUUCGAAAAAUGGAAUCUCUUUUUACACAUGCGUGAAGUGCAUGAUCGUCACAUAUGUUUAUUUUGCCUUGGUAUGUUUGCCCAAGCAGACAGGUUGUCUCAUCAUUUAGCGAAAAAGCACAAAGUUCCAGAAACGAAUUAUCACACUCUGGAGGAGUUUCAUCAAACUUUUAAAGGUGGUUGUUACGUUGUCUGCUGUGCUUGUGAAAAAAUGUUUACCGAGACUGAUAAUUUUGCAGAUCACGACUGUCCUAAAGAGCAGAGCCAACAGCCAUCUGCAGAACCAUGUUCAGUGUGUAAAAGGAUUGGUACUCACAUGGACACGUGUAGUUUUGCACCUGAAAAAGAAGACGAAACAGCCGUUUUACAACCAGUAGUGAAUGACACUAUAACAAAACCGCCUGAUGUUGCUGCCAACGUGUUUACAUCAAGCCAAUCGGUCACUGGUGCCAGAAGGCAGUCUCAAAGGACUAUCAAACCCAAUAGGUAUAACGAUGAUGUUUAUUUGUAUACUGAUUUAGUACAAAGACGCGGAAAAAAGACUAAACCACAAAAUCAAUCGGAACCAAGGGAUGUGGAUCAUCAAACGAGUCCUGAAGUGCAAAACAAUGCUUCCAUCAGUUUACCCCAAACACAUCAACAGGAUUCGUUUCAAGAUUCUGCUACUGAAACAUCAAUGGAGAUUUCUCGUGGUACGGAUGAUCAAGUGACCAACGAGAAUAACUCUUACGAAAAUGAGUUGUCCAGCAGUGAUUAUCAAAACGUUAGCUUGCAUCAUAGUAAAAAGUGGAACAGUGAUAGUGCCAAUAACAUUAACGAUAAUGUGACUGAAACUAAUGUGGAAGUAUCCAACUUUGUAAAUAAUCCUAACUUAUCCUGUGCAGACAGAGCAAUGGCUGAAAACUUGAUUAAUGGUACAAUUGAAUCAUCAGACCCAAAAAGUGAAGAUGAUGUAAGAUUGAGUGAAGCAGAAAACGAAGAGCACGAAGAAACUAAUGAGUUUGGUUUGGAUAACAACAGUGCACAUGAGGAUUCUGAUUCAGGUUCUGAAUCUCAAACAUCAAUCAGUCCUGACGAUCCUACUAAGCAAUCUGUUCGAAGUCCUAAUUUUAAUACUGAAAAAGUUGCAAUGGAAACGAGAAUAGAAUCAACAGUAAAAUCGGAAAGUAAACCACCUGUAUCAGGUGGCAGUUUGAUUAUCAAAUUUUCCAAAAAUAAUUCAACUUUUUCCAUAUGUUCUUCAUCCCCGCAUUUGAAAGCAGAAACUAGAAAUCACGUUUCUCGAGAUUCUGAAGAAAAUAACAACGCUGAUGAAGCAUCCGAUGGCAAACGAUCGAUACCUGAAGUUAAAAAGGCUAUCAAGCGUGAACUGAACAGUAAUUCAGAUAGCGACAGGCUAACAAUAGCUGACGAUGAUAGAGAAAUGCCACUAGGUAGUAUUUUAAUUGAACCUGAUUUAAAUAAAGAAGGUAAUAGUGGUGUCGAAGUAAAUGAACUUGAACCGGAACAAGUGAAAGAAACAGUAAGAAGAUUCAAAGUUGAACCUGACGAUGGUAUUCCAUUGGCUGGUGAAGAGGUACCUUUGGUGGAUUUGAAUGUCGAUAACCUAUUGGAAAAUAUGGAUAUAGAGGACUUGCUGAAGCUCUGCAUACAGGCUGUUUGUAGUAUAUGUGUUUAUUGCAACCAUGCCAGGUGCAUAGCAGCCAACGGCAAGCAGCUAGGUCUACAUAUGCUAGCAGAGCACAGGUUUCAGCCUCAGCAUUCCGCAAUCAUUAUUCAGCAGGAGCAGUUUACAGCGAGGGUGAAAAAAAGCUUGGAGGAUCUUAAAGAUUAUUACUUUAAUUUGAACUCUUACAACAGCAAACAAGGCACCUACAAUGUUUCAACGGACAAAGUGUACGAGUGCUUUCACUGUAGAGUUUAUACGUCUGCGCACAAAGAACUUUACGUGCACAAUAGAAAAGUGCAUCAAAAAACAAUACUGAUAUGCAUAAUGUGCAAGUCAACGUUUUACAGUUACAGUGAAUUAGUGUGCCAUUUGUGUCCAGGUGUAUACGUCGCGAUCAAUGACAUGAAGUACCGCUGUUGUUACUGUGCAAUAAAGAGUCUUCCCUCGGCUUUCAGACUCAUGGUUCAUCUGCGGAAACAGCAUCACGCUUGCGACGUUUGUCUGGAAAUCACGGGUCAUCAAAUGCGUUUGGCGAAUCACGUGUGGAAGCACAAGUUGCAACAUUUUUGUUACAGAUGUGGUAUCGCUUACAGAAACAAGCCGGACAUUACGAAGCACUUGUUCUGGAAACACGGCACAGAGAGCGUUCUUUGCAAAAAGUGUUUGCAAAAAAAGUGGCCUCACAUUUACCAUUUUUGCACGCCAGCCGCGUCGUUCAAUUGCGAAGAGUGUGGUCAAAAUUUUUCCCGAGCUGUUGCUCUAAAGGUGCACAAAAGAAUUCACACUGGUGAAUUUCCGUACUCGUGCUCCGAGUGCCCCGAAAAACUCGUAUCCAAAAAACUUUUGGCCAAACACGAACAGAGUCACAGGGAACCCCCACCCCCACUGCCGCAAGUCCCGAACGUUGUCUCGCAUGUAAAUAGCGACCAAGCAUCAAUGGACCAAGAAGUGCACGUUGAUGUUUGCAGUGUAGACACCGCAGAGACGAAUAAUGCAGCAGCAGAGGCAAACACAGAACUUGUUCCUAAAGAGCCUGUGAAGAAGGUUAUCGACGUAUACGAUCUUCCACCCUUGAAUCUGUCCUCUGAUAGCGACAGCGAUUUGGACGAUGAUAAAUCCAAACAGGUUGAUCCCAAAGAAAAACCCGAGAAGUUCGACAACGAAAUCAGUGCGAACCAGUCUGCAACCAUUGCAACGGACUCUCAAGUAGCUGUUGGACCCGUGACGAAUGCAAUCGUUGAAGUGGAAAAGAACGAAGAAGAAAAGAAACAAGAAGAGCAGAUCAUGCAUGGUAUUUGGGACAAUUUUAAAUCUUACGCAGCUAGUCUGGAUAAUCCCAUGGUCAGCGUGACUCCGAUGGAAACGGAUGAGAAACAAGAUACUGUUGAGAAAGGAACGACGGAACAAGGAAUAGCAGACGAACCGCAGAUAGAAAACAAAGUGGAGGAGAAGACGCAAGUUGUCGAUCCGGAAGUUUUAAACGCAAUAUUGGCCGAGCACGAUUAUUGCGUGGUUUAUUCGGACGGGAGCACGCAAGAGCCUUCGGGCGAUGUGGAAUCUCCCCUCGGAGAAUCAUCGAAAGUCGUUGGCGAUGGGCAGGAUGUCGGAACGGAUGUGAAUUUGUCGUUUAAUCGGACUGACGCACAAGUCGGGGAGACCGAGUCAGCGAAGAAAAAAACCAAAAGCCCGAAAAAGAAAAAACAAAACGGCGGCACCGCGUCGUCGAGCGAUUCGUCGAGUGACAGCGACUCGAGCAGUUGCUCUUGUGGUACCAAUUGCAGCUGCUCCAGUUCCUCGUCGAGUAGCAGUUCAAGUUCCAGCAGCAGCUCGGAUUCGGAGAGCUCUGGUUCGGAAAACUCGCCUCGAAAGAAGCGCAAGAGGGAAAAGGCUGCUGUCAAACAGGAGGACAAGACGAAGGAACAACAGCCAGAGCAACAGAGCCCACCUCAGGAAGACACCUCGGUCAAAAUGGAAUUCAACGAAACGGAGAAAAUCGAGCAUGCAGACCCGGUGGUUCCUGAAACCUUGCCAACACGGCCGCCCCCGCCGCAACUUGUGAUAGUCGAGUCCGAUCUCGACACGACGGAGACUGAAACUGACGAAGAAUUUUACGAAGAGAACCCUCAGCUCGUAGCCUCUAAACUACUAGCUGAAAAGCACAACAAAUUGCUGUCGUUCUCCGAUACCCCAGUCGAUACCCCAGUCGUGGACUCAGCACCGGCAGUUCCUACGAACAACGGAGCCUUCGAUGUUGACGCGGCGAUACUCUCGCCUGCCCUUGAGAACGAGACCAAGCCAAUAAAUUCCUUUUUGGAGCAGCCGAGUCCGACCAAGCGAAAAACAAAAACGAGAAGACGCAAGAGAGGAGGCAUCGCUCGUGGCAGGGUGCGAAAAAACACCAAUGCAACCCCAAAGACCGUCAACACGCUGAAAAUAAACAUUCCAAAGAAUCUGUUCCAAAAGAAGGGCUACGCAUCGAUGCCUGCCACGCCUUCGGCUUCCUUUGUGGCUAGAAGGCCUUCGGUGCCGAAUUUCUCAGUCGGCAGUUCUUACCAUGAGAUGAUUGGCCAUGCCCAUGUUCCCGAGUCGCCGCGCGCAUUCGACACAUCAGCUCCGAGUAUAGGCGGCAGCGGUUCGGAAACCGAGGCCAAACGAUCCAAGAGAAAGAGGGUACCAAAGCGCUUCUACGGAGACUCCAGCGACGAGGAGGUUCAAAGGCAACAGCAGAUGCUCAAGUGGAAGCGAGUCGAUACUCCUGCUGGUAUCGUUAAAGCUCCGCCCACGCCGACGAAUAAUAAACCCUUGAAUUACAAACAGACCAUCCAGCAGCAGCAACAACUGCUCCUACAGCAGCAGCAUCAGCAACAGCAGCUCAUCCUCCAGCAGCAGCAACAGCAGCAACUUUUCAUCCAGCAGCAGCAACAGCAGCAGCUGCUCAUUCAGCAGCAACAACAGCAGUUGCAGCUACAACAGGAGCAGUUGUUGCAACAGCAACGCUUGCAACAUCAACAGCAUCAGCAACAACAGAUGCAGGCCACUCAAGCUGACGAUGAAGAAGAGGACGACGAAGACGACGAAGACGAUGACGAAGAUGAAGACGUCGAUGAUGAUAAAGGACUUGUGAUAGCUGGUGCUUCGCCUAGCCAAUCCAACGAAAGUAGUUCUGGCAGCAGUAGCGGCUCGAGCGAUUCGGACAACGAAGAGGAGCUAUCGGCACCUGCGGUGGCCACAGCGUCGACCUCGUUGUUGACGAACGAGGUCGGCUUUGGAUUCACCCACGACCGCGGCUUUCCGCAGCUGCAGCCCGUCAACCAGGGCCGUCAGGGUAAUUUGUACUGCUACUGCCAAAGCCCUUACGACGAGGUUUCCGAAAUGAUUGCCUGUGACGGGGACGACUGUCAAAUCGAGUGGUUUCACUUCCAGUGCGUGCAAAUUGUCAAGCCACCCAAGGGCAAAUGGUUCUGUCCGGAUUGUCGGCGCAAGCUCGGGAUACCGGACGACGCUGAGGCUGACGGCAACGGAUAGUAGGAACAGCAGAACCAUGUCUUUGACGGACUGAUUGUUGUACUGCUUUAUUAUCAUUAUUAUUCGACGUUUGCCGGAGAGAAAAAAGAAGUGCUUAUAAUGACGACCGGUGGAUAUCGUCGGUCAGCUGUUUUAUUAAUAUAUUCUUCUUCUUGGCAAACGAAAUAGAAUUUAAAAAAAAUAAAAACAAGUAAGAAGAAGACAGAAGAAAAUUAUAGUCAAGAGACAUUGAAGCAGCGAAUGUGCUAGCACACAAAAUACACAGCAGCGUUCCAUGUUAAUAUUUUUCUUAAUAUUGAAGGUAAUUUUACAUAUUACACACACAACACGCGUUUGUAUAUAAUACUUGUAAAUACGUAAAAUUGUAAACGCCCUAGAGUUUAUAUGAUAAAAUGAACAAAGUAAGUUUUUUUUGUGUAAAUUUCUUUGUAAAUUUAUAUAUUAGACAAGAAAAAAAAAUGUAAUUUUAAUAUACGAUUGAAAACACAUUCAUGCAUUGAACGUAAGCAAAAAGAGAUAGAGGGCUGUCCUAGAACUUAAAGAAAAAAAUCAGAGUUUACUGUCGGCACUGCUGGCAGUGUCUGUGAUUUAAAAAAAAAAGGCGACGAUUCCUUCAAAAAAUCAAUUCUUAACAAGCGGUGAUUAAUAUUCUUUAAACAAACCGAGCACUUUUUCUUUUGUAAUAAUAAUUAACGAAGGAUUACCCUACUCAUUGAUGUUUGAGGAAGCUUUAGGAAUAUUAAUUUUAUAAAGAUAAGUUAAAAUUAUUAUCAUUAAAUUGUCGAUUCAGUAUUAACAUAAAAAUUUUACGCAAGAUUAUGACCUCGUGGGUUAUCCUUCGUUAUCUUUAUUUAUGUUAAUGAGUAUUGAGUUUAUUGAAAAUCAAGUAAUUACAUUAUUUCAGUCGUCUCACACGUAUGGCUCGUAUUAGUGAAUGAAUUGAUUUAAAGUCGAACAUGUUCCAUUAUUGAUUGACUUGUUUAAUUCCUUUUGUAUGGUUUGAAAAAAUACAGACAUUUGAAAUCAUCGACUUUUGUUUCAUAAUUUUUAAAUACUUUGUUUAACGGCAAAUCUGUCGUAAAUCAUUUAGGUUUGUAAGUAGUGAAUUAUCUAAUGGUUGAAAAAACUGUCGAUUUCCUAUUUAAUUUCACUGUGAGAGCAGUUUUUUUCACUGAAUUAGUUUUUUUUUUUUUUUUUUUUUUUUUUAGUUUUCAACAAAUUAUAUUGAAAUCUUGGUAUAGCGAAAUGAGGAAAGAUUUAUCCAAUUCACGCUAAAAUUCAGUGCCAAAGUUUUGCACAUCAAACAUUUUGAUGUAUCAUUUACCAGUGAUAUAAAUAUUUCGUUGUUUGAUAGAAGCGUGCUCGAGAAUGCCGUGUUUUAAAAACGUGAUUGAUUUGUACAUAAAUCUUGAUAUGUAAGACCAAAAACUUAAUAUUAUUUUGUUCGUUGGCGGACGAAUCGAGAAAGAAAAAAUUCUUAGUGCAAAAUUAACGUCUUACCGAUUUGGAUGCUUUUAGAAAAGAAAGGAAAGAAAAAAACGAACGCAAUUAACUUCUCUUUUUUUUUAUACUUUACCUUUAUUACUGCGAUUGUUUAUUUUUAAUUUAAACGAGUGAAACCUGACUCUGUAGUGAGAUCGUAUUUUACCUAUGUAAUAAUAGUCAGCCCUCGCCUCUUACAGUCAUUCGAUUCCCAAAAUAAUAGCGGCGAAAUCUUUGUAACAUAAACACUGUAUGUAAAAUUCGAAAAUAAUACAUUACUCAAAAGAA
Messenger RNA from Copidosoma floridanum, 8874 nucleotides. It is a transcript of the gene MESR4, whose product is annotated as misexpression suppressor of ras 4. Lineage: Eukaryota; Metazoa; Arthropoda; Insecta; Hymenoptera; Encyrtidae. The record is from RefSeq and is a predicted model, not a curated record.